This is a messenger RNA of Melanotaenia boesemani (Boeseman's rainbowfish), 2057 nucleotides long. RefSeq names its product cell growth regulator with EF-hand domain 1 (gene cgref1). Lineage: Eukaryota; Metazoa; Chordata; Actinopteri; Atheriniformes; Melanotaeniidae. The transcript is spliced from 6 exons. The coding region runs from base 354 to 1154 and encodes 266 amino acids. The record is from RefSeq and is a predicted model, not a curated record. Gene Ontology annotation, molecular function: calcium ion binding.
CUCCACUGGAAAACGAUUACAGCUGAAGACGUGGCGGAAAAACCGGAGCGUGGACAAAAAAAAAAAAAAAAAAAAAAAAGAGAGAGAGAGAGAGAGAGAGAGAGAGAGAGAGAGAGAGAGAGAGAGAGAGAGAGAGAGAGAACUUGCGCAAAUUCGUUGACACGACAACAGUUCUGUUUCUCCACGUGGACCCUGUCAUUGACCCAAACACACUCCGGUUUCCGUCUUCUCGGCAGCCUGGGGACGCGCGUGCAGCCGCCGUUGCGCAGUGCAGACUGGGAGGGAAGCGCGAGCAGGGCAGUACGGGACAGAGGUAUUUACAGAUGUGAACCCCUAACCUGCCGGGAUCUACUAUGUUUACUGUCCACACGCUAACUAUGCAGACAGGUGUGCUCAUGGAGUCUCAUGUGUACCACCUGGUCCCAUGUGUUCUGUCGCUGUCCCUAUUCAUACAUCUGUGCCUGGCAGCACCAGGGCUACCUGGAUCAAAUAGAGUGGACUCAAUGGACGGCCAUCCUCCUCCUCCAGCUCUACCCAAUCCCUUUGGCUCUGGAGAAGAGGAGCGCGGAAUGCUGCAGAGUUACAUUCAAUCCACCCUAAAGAACAACCAAGGAGGCCCAGAGAUCAGUUCCUGGGAACAAGAGGUGUUCCUCCUCUUUCAUCUUUAUGAUUAUGAUCGUAGUGGGUUUUUGGAUGGAUUGGAGAUGAUGAAGCUGCUCUCUGAAUAUAACUCCCAUCAUGCACCUGGAGCGGAGGCCAGUGACCAGGUGGUGUCUAUGGUAGAUUUCUUACUCCAGACUCAGGAUCUAAACCAGGAUGGCCUUCUGGACCCUUCUGAGCUGCUCUCUCCAUCAUUAACUCACACAAAGGGCUCAAGCAACAGAAAUGUCCCUUCUCAAGAGCAGGAGGUGGCAGUGAACGACAAGAUGACAAACACAAUUACUGAAGAGGAGAAUGCAACAGCAGUGGAGUACAGAUUGGAUGAAGCUCAUGAAGAGAUUUUGCCUCCAGAGGAAGAAGGAGCACAACAGGAAGAAGAAGAACCUGUAAAGCAAGUAGAUGAACGUAAUGAACAACAAAUCCCAGAAGCCCCUGCAGAAGAACAGGAGCCAGUCCACAAUGUUCCUGUACAUCAAGGACAACCAGAAAUAUAAAUACACAUACAGACACUUGAGAACGCACAACUCUACCAUCCUGGACUCUUGGAAAACUGACUGUUGACUUCUAACUACAAUACAUGAUAACUUCUUAAUCUUCCCCAAAAAUAGUUGUGCUGUGGAUCUGAAAGUUGAGUGUCUGCUACUUCUAGUCUGGAUUGCCAAUCAUGUAGAAGGCUGAUAAAAAGUUAUCAGCUCAGAAUACUUCUGUCAUUGCAAUAAGAUGUGCUUUCUCAGCUGUUCAAGAAUGUCCUGCACUCAGUAUGAGAAUAUUACAUAACAGUAAAAGCCAUCAUUAGAACAGACUUUUCAUUUUCAUUACUUGAAAUAACAAACAAACAAAAUGUAUUGCUUCAGUUGUAUUUAUUUAUCAUAUUCUGGCAUAUCAUGAAUUGCUGGCCACAGGUAUUUGUGUUGAACAGUGUGGAGUCAUCACACAACCACACACUUUAGUUUCUGAAUCAUUGCAUUGUUUUAAUCUGUAUAACUACUCUCAUGAAUAUCCACCAGGUUGUCGCUGUCCAAUUCCUAGCAUGUUUUUGCCUUUAGCUAUUAUGCACAAGGAUAACAAGUUUACUGUUGGAUGUUUAAACUGAUCUGAUUUACAGUCAGCGCAGUGAAACCAGUUGUGCUAAGGCACACUGUUUGUGUGCCAUACAAAUAAAUAAUGUCUUCCUUCAUAUUCUAACACUAUUGCAAUUUCCUUUGGUUUAAGCUAAAUUAAUCUAAAUAAGUAAGAGCCAUUUGCCUCUUCAAAAUGGUUGUCUUUAUACAUGAGGUCAGAAAAACCCACUGAAAUAAUUACAUUAUGUAUUGAUUUGAAAUGUAUUUAAAUGAUUAAAGUUAUUUGAAAAUUUUCUCUUAAAAAAAAAGAAAUGCAUUUGUAGAACUGGAACAAAA